AUGGCAUCAAAUGAAGAAAAAAUUGAAUCUCUUCCUCCGUCAAAAAUGACACGUCAACAUUAUUUACUUUACGUUAUGAUCGCAUUGUUCAUGUAUUCCACUGUAUGUUCAGUCGUAGUGGAAACUCAAUAUGCUUACUAUGCUGUUCAGCGAGAAAGAAACAUUACAGACUCACUAUCACGUGAUGCACCAUGUACAGUUAAUAAAUCAACAAGCCAAUACCUCCUUCAACAGGAAAUACAAAGAGAGACAGCACAGUGGAAUGCGUAUGGUCACAUAGCAAGCGCUUUCCCAGCGCUAAUCAUGACAAUCUUAGUUGGUUCAUGGAGUGAUAAAAUUGGACGAAGAGUUGCACUUAUCAUUCCAAUUCUAGGACUUAUUUUCAAAUGUUCUUUUCUAGCUAUUUCAGUACAGUUAGAAUUGAACAUUUAUUAUUUAGUGAUUCCGUUUUUUGUGGAUGGUAUAGCCGGUACUUCUGUCGGUUUUAUCUCUGCUGCUCUGUCGUUCACCGCAGAUUUGACGAAAUAUGGCAAGACUAGAACAUUUGGUAUUGUUCUGGUUGAAAUGACCCUUGGCAUAGGCGUGACGACAGCUAACAUAACUUCAGGAUACUUAAUUAAAUACGCAGGAUUUUUAUAUUCUGUAGUUGCAUGUUUAUCAGUUGCCAUUCUGACUUUGAUAUUGAUAAUCUUCUUACCAGAAACCGUUCAGACGAAGAAAAAUUUUCAAAGCGUCUCACAAAUACAAUAUUUUAGAAAUUCUAUUAACUUCUACAUACACAAAGGUCCUUCUCGUUGGAAAUAUAUCAUUCUUGCUGCUUCAUUUGCAUUGUCUGUUAUGCCAACUAUUGGAAGAAAUAACGUCCAGAUAUUUUAUUUACUUAAUUCUCCAUACUGUUGGAGUUCUGUUUUGAUUGGUUGGUUUGGAGCUGCAAGAUCUGUGUCAGAAUUAAUCAUUGGCUUAGGACUUGUUCGUCUUCUACGGAAAUGUAUGUCUGAACGGCAAAUGUUGUUUGUAGGCACUCUAUCAGCAAUUGGUUACUACACCCUGAUGUCAACUGCAGUUAACGAUAUCAUGGUAUUUUUAACUCCUGUUGUUGGAAUUAUGUCACACUACCCUAAGCCUAUGAUACGGUCUUUGUUGUCAGCAAUCACAGCCAGAGGUGAACAAGGUGCAAUGUUUGGAGGUUUGACAGCCAUUGAGUCUACAUCUGCUUUGUUGGGUUCGGUGUUGGCUAACUUUAUUUACGGAGAAACAGUUGCUAUUUACAGAGGAAUAGCUAUGGCUAUAUUUGGUGUCUACCAUUUCAUCGCCCUUUGUUUGAUAAGCGUAUUCAUAUUUAGAGAAAAACGAGAAAAGAAAAUCUCCGAGGAUGUGAAUGUUGGUGAUGAGAAAAUUAUAUAUACAAUUAAAAUGUGA
Molecule: messenger RNA, 1419 nt
Organism: Mytilus trossulus (common blue mussel)
Lineage: Eukaryota; Metazoa; Mollusca; Bivalvia; Mytilida; Mytilidae
Product: lysosomal proton-coupled steroid conjugate and bile acid symporter SLC46A3-like
Exons: 4
Coding region: 1-1419 (472 amino acids)
Biological process (GO): transmembrane transport
Cellular component (GO): membrane
Molecular function (GO): transmembrane transporter activity
Source: RefSeq, a predicted model, not a curated record